Branchiostoma belcheri (Belcher's lancelet) is the source of this 1924-nucleotide messenger RNA. RefSeq names its product cyclin-Y-like protein 1. The record is from RefSeq and is a predicted model, not a curated record. Bases 337 to 1419 code for a protein of 360 amino acids. Gene Ontology annotation, biological process: regulation of cyclin-dependent protein serine/threonine kinase activity; regulation of canonical Wnt signaling pathway. The transcript has 11 exons. Gene Ontology annotation, molecular function: protein kinase binding; cyclin-dependent protein serine/threonine kinase activator activity. Gene Ontology annotation, cellular component: plasma membrane. NCBI's taxonomy places the organism in Eukaryota, Metazoa, Chordata, Leptocardii, Amphioxiformes, Branchiostomatidae.
AGGUGACCAAUCAGGGUCAGUGCUGGGCUUGGGACCGCUCCCUGCACAAGGCCGAGGAUUUCCUGCGUUUUUACCCCAAAUUGCAUCGAUUUUUCGCCACUUCUGGACCUGCAAGGAUGGAGAAAAGAGGCCGGAGCCUCUACAGAACUGUUUGGAGCCCUGUGCAUCCACUAGCCGCGUGAUCGGCUGUUUAUUUCGCCGUAAUUCGGAAGGUGAACCGAGCCGGUGCCAGCCAGCCAUCUGAUCAGCCGUGUGUGUGCACGCAGUGCGCCGGGGACUGACGCUUGACGGUGUUGGCUGUUAUUUUGACCCGAAUCUGACGUUUUUCGACCCAAAAUGGGGAACGCGAACGCCUGCUGUGUGGCGCCACAGGGACAGAGGGGCAAAAAGAAGGACAGGUCGGAUGUCUACGCGCCAGAACCGGAAGUACCGAAGGAGGAAAGCAGCGCUAACCUCCAGCAUAUCAGCGACAGGGAAGUCGCCGAAGAUCAUGAGGAGGACCCGUCCAACCACCCCCGAGCCAGUACGAUCUUCCUCAUGAAGUCAACAGCACCAAACGGAAAAGUACUAGAACUAACCUCCCACCCUAGACAAGAUGGUUUGUUGGUGCACCAUUCUUCAAAGAAAAGAAACAAUCAUCAUAUUAAUCAUCAACAUGUUUCACCCAACAACCUGACAAAGAAGUUCAGCUCUUGUUCUACUAUCUACAUAGACGACAGCACUGUCAGCCAACCCAACCUCAAAAACACGCUCAAAUGUGUUGCUCUUGCCAUUUACUACCACAUAAAGAAUAGAGACAAAGAUGAGAUUUGCAAAACUCUGGACAUAUUUGAUGAAAAGCUUCAUCCUCUAACAAAGGACCCAGUACCAGACAACUAUGACGGGAUUGAGCCUGAACACAGACACAUCUACAGAUUUAUCAGAACUCUGUUCAGCGCUGCACAGCUGACUGCAGAGUGUGCUAUCAUUACUCUGGUUUACCUGGAAAGAUUGCUGACGUACGCUGAGAUCGACAUUGCGCCGUGUAACUGGAAGAGAAUCGUGCUGGGCGCCAUCCUGCUGGCCUCCAAGGUCUGGGAUGACCAGGCGGUGUGGAACGUGGACUACUGCCAGAUCCUACGAGAUAUCACCGUCGAGGACAUGAAUGCCCUGGAGCGACAGUUCCUGGAGCUGUUGCAGUUCAACAUUAACGUCCCGUCCAGCGUGUACGCCAAGUACUACUUCGACCUGCGCUCCCUCGCUGAUGCUAAUGACCUCAUCUUUCCUGUGGAACAGCUCAGCAAGGAGAGAGCACAGAGAUUAGAGGCUACCUCCAGAGCAUGUGAAGAGAAGAUGAAGGAAGGAAACAAACCCGAGCUGAAGCGAACCGUCAGCGCGGAAAACAUGUCACCCCGGCUCAGCAGGGUAGUGCUGUCAUAGCUCCGUCUCAAACUUCUGUAGCAGCACGUCAGCAGAACGUACUGCACCUGUGCCUAACCUGUAAUGCAUAGCACUUCAGCAGAAUGUCUCAUAUAAGUUUGUAUUCGCACAUAUAAUAAGGUUGACACUCCAUCUGUAGUUUCCUAAUGCCGUGUCGGAAAAGAUAUUGUCUGCAACAGACAAAAUUGUGAUGCAACAUUGACCAAACAUCCAACAAAAUUUAGGGUUUCGUGCAGGCAUAGUACAUUCUGCCGGCGUGCUAAACUUGUGUAUUUAAGGAUUUUAGUCAUAAGUAAGUCACAUUUUUCUCCAUGGUAAUGGAAGAGAAAUUGUGACGAUUUUAACUUUUCAUAAACUGUGGACAGUACAUGUAAGUAAUAAGUAUUGUCCUGCAAGUGUAAGUUCUAGGGUUAAGAAGUUCUUUUCUGUGUCUUGGACGGAAAUAAGCUGCAAUGCAGAAUCUAGAAGGAGUCGUAAGGCUAUUUUUUUGUUCUCAAGAACCACA